This is a messenger RNA of Aspergillus calidoustus, 1587 nucleotides long. Lineage: Eukaryota; Fungi; Ascomycota; Eurotiomycetes; Eurotiales; Aspergillaceae. The record is from the annotation of a GenBank genome assembly.
AUGGGAGAGGCUCACAGUCUCCUUAGAUCAACACUCUCGCGCCUAGCGGACGUGUCGCCAAUAUGGUGGGCCGGUUUUUUUCUACUCGUUAUUUUCGCAAGGCUGCUUCAUCGAACGUUCAUGCAUCCGCUGAGGAAGAUCCCCGGCCCACCACUGGCAAAGGUAACAGAGCUAUGGCGGACCGGCCGCUAUCUUCGAGGGAGGUGGCACGAGGAUAUACUGGAGUGUCAUCGGAAGUACGGGCCCGUGGUCAGACUCUCCCCAAACGAAGUCAGCAUUGUCAGCCCCGACCUGGUCAAGACUGUGUUUGGCCACAGCACGGGAAGCGCCAAGACAGGUUGGUAUGAUACUUGGUUGACACUGGGAGGUGGCCAAGCUGGUUCUUCCGUUUCGUUCUUUGGGGCUACGAACCCAACGCAACAUGGCUUUCUCCGAAAGCGCGUCUCCGCAACGUACAGCAUGUCCGCCGUGGUUUCGAUGGAGGGCAAAAUCCAGCCUAUGCUCGACACCACUUGGGACCGAUUCGAUGAGUUCGCCAAACUGGAUCAGCUCAUUAAUCUGAGCCUGUGGGCAUCGUACUUUACCUACGAUGUUGUCGGUACGCUGUGCCUCAGCGAGCCCAUGGGGUUCCUCCGCGAUGGAUACGACAAGAAUGGCUUCAUCUCUGGGAUCCACGGAGCCUUUUACUGGAUAUCAAAUCUGGGCUAUCUCCCCCUGCAGAGCGGCUGGCUGUUGAAUCCGGUGAUACACAAGAUCGCUCGUCUCCUCCGCCUACGCCUUACCGACUACGCCCGCGCAUUCACAAACUUCUCCAUCAACAAGGUCAUUCAGCGGAUGCAGGGAGGAUCCAACAAGAGCGGGGAUCGAGACAUGCUCGAUCACUUUGUGGACAUGAAGGGCCCGCGUGGAGAGCCCGCACCGCUUGGUGAUAUUCUCGCCGAGGUCGGUAAUCUGCUCGCGGCAGGCGCUGACACAACCUCUGUGGCCAUCAAGGCUGUGCUUGGUCCCCUUCUGAAGGACCCUGCUCGGUACGCCCGGCUCCGAAAAGAGGUGGAUGCCGUGUUUGAAGCGAGAAACGGCCCAGCUGAAGGUAGUAGAGUACUGUCGUACAAUGUACUCAAGGAUCUCCCAUUUCUUACUGCGUGUAUCAAGGAGGGAGAGCGGCUGCACCCAAGCAUUAUAUACCAGCUCCCAAGAGUGGCUCCAGCAGAUGGAUUCAGCAUUGAGGGAUACUACAUCCCUCCGUCGGCCACCAUCUCCAUGAGUCCUCUUGCCCAGAACCGGUGCCAGGCAAUCUUUGGCAACGAUGCCGAUACGUGGAGGCCGGAGCGAUGGAUCCCCGGAGAGGGGAAUUCAGCUGAAAUAAUCAAGGAAAUGGAUAAGCAGAACGCUACGUUUGGUUAUGGAUCUCGGACUUAUGUUGGUCGAAACCUCGCCACGUUUGAGGUCUACAAGUUCAUCGCGCAGCUGAUCACGCGGUACAAUGUCGAGCUGCUAAACCCCUCAAAUCCCUGGACUGUUCGUUCGUCGUGGUUCGCCGAGAUGGAUAACCUGCACAUACGGCUCAAACGUCGGGGGCGAUCAUGA